AUGUUGAGUGUUGAGGCUAUGCAAAUCGCGCGGCUAUUAAAUUUGCAUCGCAUCUCCGAUUAUGAAGGCCUGAACUGCAUUGAGACCCAGCUCCGCAAAAAAGGCUUCUGGCUAGUGUUUUACUGCUAUGUCCAUGCCAGCUUGCAAAAUUUACAAGGGGAGCGACUCACGUACUUGGACCCGGCCGUAUUACAAUUAGUGAAGGCGGAGGAUCUCAUCCCUCUGGAGAUUGACGAUGAGUUUAUCUUUGAACACGAAGUCGUAUUCCCCCCAAGCCGACUCCCUUCCUCACAUCCGGAUUUAUUCUACACUCCCGCAUAUUUUGGGCGUCGAUCCGAAGUCUUGAUUCGGAUACAACAGAACAUGAACCUUGUCCGUGCGUGCGAGUGA
Penicillium cosmopolitanum is the source of this 390-nucleotide messenger RNA. RefSeq lists its product as uncharacterized. The transcript has 2 exons. NCBI's taxonomy places the organism in Eukaryota, Fungi, Ascomycota, Eurotiomycetes, Eurotiales, Aspergillaceae. The record is from RefSeq and is a predicted model, not a curated record. The coding region runs from base 1 to 390 and encodes 129 amino acids.